Messenger RNA from Lolium rigidum, 1848 nucleotides. RefSeq names its product F-box protein SKIP14-like. Lineage: Eukaryota; Viridiplantae; Streptophyta; Magnoliopsida; Poales; Poaceae. Gene Ontology annotation, molecular function: protein binding. Bases 3 to 1397 code for a protein of 464 amino acids. The transcript has 3 exons. Gene Ontology annotation, cellular component: cytoplasm. The record is from RefSeq and is a predicted model, not a curated record.
CCAUGGCGCUGAAUUACCACCCGUCGUGCUCCUUCCUGGCGAGCGACGACUGGUCGGCGGCCAUGAUGCGGGGCUGCGGCUGCUGGUCGGAGGAGGCCUCGCCGCUCUCCUCCAUCGGGGUCAACUCGCUCUGGUGGGACGACUUCGAGGACCUCGACCCCGUCGACCUCCUCCCCACCGACCCCUUCGGGAUGAACUUCGAGACCACGCUCACCGCAGCGCUCGCCACCUGCUCCGACCUCAGCAAGUUCCUCAACCAGGCCCUCGCGCUCACCAUGGACUGGAGCACCGCAUUCGAGGCGGCGGCCCCCUUUGCCCGCGCAGGCCUUUCUGGCGCCUCCAGCUCUCAGAGGCUCAGCGCCUUCGAGGCGGCCCCCUUUGGCCACGGAGGCCCUUCUGGCGCCUCCAGCUCUCAGAGGCUGCCUCCCCUUGCCUGCGGAGGCCUUUCCGGCAGCGCCGCCUGCGCUCAGAGUCAGAGGCUGCCUCCCCUUGCAGAGCCAAUUGCAUCAUCCGGGCAGGAGGACACACCUCCCACUGGCGAUGCUGCAUUGACGUUCCACGGCACGCCUGAUGCGGAUGGAGCGCCGCAUGAUGCUAUGGUGUUUGCUCUCCGCUACCUCGGCCUACGCGACCUCCUGGCGGUCGAGAUGGUGUGCAAGUCCCUGCAUGCCGCUGUCCGCGGCGACGACUCCCUGUGGAAGUGCAUCCACGUGGAGCCGGUCCUCAGCGCCAAGAUAUCUGAUCCCGAUCUUCUGUGCCUCACGCAGAAGAUACCCGGUGUUUUGCAGUGUCUCAAUAUCGACGACUGCAUACAUGUCACCGAUAAGGGUCUGAAUGCUGUUCUUGGAAGCAAUCCCAAGUUAAUGAAGUUGAGCAUUGCGCGCUGCCCACGGUUAACUUUAGAUGGUCUUAUUGCCAAUCUCAAGUCAUUCAAUAUGAAGGAAAAAUCUGGUAUCAAGAGCCUCAGAAUUGAUAAGAACUUCAAUCUGCCAGAACAGGAUUAUGAGGAGUUAUUAUCCUUGUUGAACAUCGACAAGAUGCAGGAGUUGCACAACCGGGCUCCACGGUUCCGUCAUGCUAACCACUUUUUAUCAGGUUGCGAAGACGGAUAUGCUCUUGAUAUUGAGAUGUGUCCUAUAUGUCAGAGCUACAAACUUGUUUUUGACUGCCCUGAAGAGGGGUGCAGUGACAGAAGAUCUGGAAAUUGCAGAGCAUGCGAGGUUUGCAUCAAGAGAUGCAGGCAGUGUGGAAGGUGCUUAGAGCGGAAUGAGAAGUUUGAAGAGAAGUUUGAUCUGGACUACCUUUGCUACAAGUGUCGAGGGGAUCCAGCUUCAUCUCUUGCUGUGGAGAAGGAUUUGGUCUCCAUUUUAUCCAGUGGAAGAAUACCUUCUCCUUGACCACAGGGGAGAGCAACAGUCGAUUUACAGCCAGUCAGUCAUCUUAGCAUAGCUACUACUGAUGGAAGAAAAGACAAAAAAAAAGGUUUGCUUAUCUAUCCAUGGAGGUGUGGUCGCUAACAUAUGCUACGUUGCAAAAAUACAAAAAAAAACUUGGUAAAUCCAGCAGAAAAAAAGAUGGUGUUCUAUUUAUGGCUUCACCAGCGACAAUAAGUUCAAUAGUGUAAAAGUACAGCGUGAAAAAUGGUGCCAGUGGGUUGCUUGAUGCUGCGGCUUCCUGGGAAGAUCGGAGAUUAACUUACUACUACUUCGCUUCCCACAAAUAAGACCUGGAGUAUAUGUUUUAUAUCUGUAUAUGCGUGAGCGUGACAUUGUAAUAGUUUGUCCUGGAGUCGUGGUGUCAUGUGAGUGGAUAGCUACUUCGAUAUAAACAAAUUAAUGUGACUUCUAA